CCCUUCAAGACCCAGUUUUUUCCGUCUGCCCUGCGUCACUCCCCAGUCGUCCUGAGGGAGAGGAGGCUGCGAGGCUGGACAGUUGUCAAGGUGCAUUUGACGCAGCAGCGUGAUGGGUAAUGAGGGUGGUGCUGAUGAGAGCAGUGACAGGGGUCGUGUGCCUCUGACACGCGUGAACCAGCUGCUGACUCCGCGGGACAAUCAGACAAAUCCAGCAGCCAUGGCUGUGGCUAACUUCCAGUACAUUACCCGGAUGAGCAGUGGCUUCAAGGUCUACAUUUUAGAAGGUCAGCCUCAUCUCAGAGGUGAAGACCGGUACAGACAUAUGGGGAACGAGCGACCUCGAGCUCCGGCUGUGUUUCCGAUCAAACGCAAGCGCAACUACGAGAGGGGCCUCACGUUGGAGGAAAGGCGAGAGCGGGCAAUAAACAGGAACAAGAUGACCCAGAGGGCUGGUCCAGUGCCUGCACCCUUCAGUAACCAGCAGAGUCCAUCAUCCCCACAGAGCCCAACGCCUAGUCCUACCAGCCCUUUCCCCCCCUACGUCUACUACACACCAGUCAGCGACGAACCCCUGGCACUCAUCAAAAAACCAAGGAAAGACCCUGAAAACGCAAGAGGAAAGACAACAGCCUCUGCUGCCACUCAGAUCCAGAUGCGCCCAUCGGUGAUCACCUGUGUGUCAUCAGUACAGAGCCCUUCUUCUAGACCCGAGGUCCGCAAAAGCCACUCCUCAGGAGACUCCGAUUCCAAUUACGAUCACGUCCUCGAGGAGCAUUUCCAGAGGAGCCUAGGUGUGAACUACCAACAAGCGCCCACCAAGGAACUUUCCAUCAGUGUGUCCGUGGACGACCACUUCGCCAAGGCACUGGGACAGGACAAGUGGCUGCAGAUCAAAUCCAAGUCAUCCUCCUGCUCCUCCACGCCUCCCAGUAGCCCCAGCAUCACCCACUCACCCACCUACAGCCACAGUCCCAGCCAUUCCCACAAACAGUCGCCGCUGACAUCCAGGCACUGGACCCUUAACUAAGCGGGAAUGGCACCGCUACUGAACUUUUUUUCUUUUUUUUUUACAUUUCAGCGCAAACGGUUCUGCCUGUCCACG
Poecilia latipinna (sailfin molly) is the source of this 1105-nucleotide messenger RNA. RefSeq names its product vestigial like 4 like (gene vgll4l). NCBI's taxonomy places the organism in Eukaryota, Metazoa, Chordata, Actinopteri, Cyprinodontiformes, Poeciliidae. Gene Ontology annotation, molecular function: transcription coactivator binding. The coding region runs from base 113 to 1030 and encodes 305 amino acids. Gene Ontology annotation, biological process: negative regulation of DNA-templated transcription. The record is from RefSeq and is a predicted model, not a curated record. The transcript is spliced from 7 exons.